ACUUAACAUAUAUAAUGUAUAUUAUCCAGUAAAAGAAAAAAAAGUUUUUCCUAUGGCCACACUGCAACAUACUUUGGUGAAGGCAUUAUGCCAAUACCAAUCACUAAUGACAAGACCUGUAUUCACAGCUGCAUGUAACAUCAUGAUGGGCAAGAGAUUUCCACCCAAAGAAAGCGAAAAAAAGAAAGCACAACCAAAAGUACCGCAAGUAACUGCUGAACUGAAGUCUUCUCCCUCAGUUCAGUUUCCAGAUCUACCAAUCAUCUUAGUGAAAGCUACCUACAACAACACUCUCGUAUAUUUAACUGACCACAAAGGAAUAAUGGCCACAUGGACAUCCGCAGGCAUCGAAGGAUUUAAAAACGCUAAAAGAGGAACUAACUAUGCUGGCAAAAUUGCAGGGGAAGCUUUAGCAAAGAGAGCUGAAGAUCUUGGUGUGAGUAGAGUUCGUGUAAAGGUUAAAGGAAUGGGACCAGGACGUUUGGAAGCAGUCAAAGGCUUGGUAGCAGGAGGUCUGGAUAUUGUUUCUGUCACUGACGUCACGCCUAUUCCACAUAAUGGUCCAAAACCAAAAAAGCAAAGACGAUUAUAACAUUUCAAUAAAGAUCAUUUUUUUGUAGCAUGUAUAUUUAUGUAGAUAAAUUAAAUUUUUCUUGCUAAAAAGUUUUAUGUAGGACGUGUAGAGUCGUGACCUGUGAA
Hydractinia symbiolongicarpus is the source of this 699-nucleotide messenger RNA. RefSeq names its product 30S ribosomal protein S11-like. Gene Ontology annotation, molecular function: small ribosomal subunit rRNA binding; mRNA 5'-UTR binding; structural constituent of ribosome. NCBI's taxonomy places the organism in Eukaryota, Metazoa, Cnidaria, Hydrozoa, Anthoathecata, Hydractiniidae. The transcript is spliced from 6 exons. The coding region runs from base 53 to 592 and encodes 179 amino acids. Gene Ontology annotation, biological process: translation; ribosomal small subunit assembly; maturation of SSU-rRNA from tricistronic rRNA transcript (SSU-rRNA, 5.8S rRNA, LSU-rRNA). The record is from RefSeq and is a predicted model, not a curated record. Gene Ontology annotation, cellular component: ribosome; mitochondrial small ribosomal subunit.